AUCUACUACAACAAUUUGUAUUUGAUUUAUAUAUCAAAAUUUGGUUUAUUAAAGUAUUUCAUAAUUAUGUAAACUAAUACCCCUGCAUCGCUUAAUACAAUUUAUCCCUAACAUCCGAAGCAAUGUCUGAUGUGGAGCAAGAAGCCUCUGGAGACGUUGAUAAUGAGCAAAAUGAAGGACAAGAAGCUGCUGAAGAUUUUGAGGGAGAGGGCGAAGGAGACGAACAGGACGUUGAAGAGGAAGAUAAGUUCGAGGUGGAGGAGAAGGAUCCCUUUGAGCUCCUCAAUGAGAGCGAUGAAGACGAUGAAGAGCAACAGGCAAUGUACAAGGAGUAUCAGGAGGUGGUCAACGCUAUUGAUGCGCAGAACAGGAUUAUAAAAGAGCUCAAGGCAAAGUCCAAUCGACUGAUGUUCAAGAAGUGCAAGACUUAUAGAGACAAGCAGGAAUACAAACAACUUAGGGUCUGUCAGGAGCAUGAGGAGAUCCAUUUAAAGGUUCUCGUGAAUAGAGCCAUGCACCUCCAAAACUUCGGUUCACCUAGGCGCUACAGAGAUAUAGAAAUGGAAGUCACAGAGGACGAGAAGAGCUACUUUUAUACUGAACUACAAUCGACCUUAUCAGGCUUUUGUCCCACGGAUUCGGCUGACGAAUAUGAGUCGGAUUCUGAAUCGGAUAAUGGACUAUGUUGUACCUAGUUUCCUAGCGGAGUUUCCGAAAAUUGACGGGGAAAAGUUAUGAAAAUACUUGAAUAAUUGUGGAAUAUCUUCAUAUUUUACAUAUAUACAUAUCUACACAUAUCAACGACACUGCACUCAAUAAAAUGGGAAAGGAUGGAGGGAAUGUGAAUAAAAAAUGCAAGAAAAUUUCAAUAAAAUGCAACUGGGUUUAAUAGUCAAGAGUCCAGACGUGGAGUAGCCAAAUAGCGGGAAAGUGUAGAGCAAUAGCAAUAAGCGCAAAAACAAGACGAUUGUGCCCCCAGACAGAAUAAGGGGAUCAAAGCAAAACAGCCAUAAACAAAUAACCGAAGAGGCACAGAAAGACGCCAGUAGACGAGAAUGAAUCGAAACGAACUGAAUUGAACCAAAACUUCUCUCGAUGAUUUCUUCGUUCCCUCCUCCUUCUUUUAUUAUGCCUCAAUUCUCACUCUCCGCCAAGUGCCACGCCCAUUGUGGCGCUUGAUGGGGAACACUUCGCAAAAACGAGAUAGUUUGACGUUUUCUACACAACUGGUCACUGUUUAAAUUUUAUUUACAUUUAGAAAGAUUUGGAGAAAAGUGAAAUGUAAAUUAUUUCGAUUAAAAGAUAAUUUAUGUGGACUUGCAACUU
This is a messenger RNA of Drosophila melanogaster (fruit fly), 1326 nucleotides long. RefSeq lists its product as uncharacterized. The transcript is spliced from 2 exons. The record is from RefSeq and is marked reviewed. Bases 123 to 695 code for a protein of 190 amino acids. NCBI's taxonomy places the organism in Eukaryota, Metazoa, Arthropoda, Insecta, Diptera, Drosophilidae.